AGCUGGUACUAGCUAGCUAGGAAUGGUAUCUGCACCGGUAUGCCACAGAGAUUUGAAGACUUCUUUUGCUGUUGCUGCAAUGCUUUGCUCGCAGGCUACCGAGCAUGUCUUGUUGAAAGACGCACACGGGCUCUGCGUAUCUUUUUUCAGAACCCUUUUGACCGAAAGAAGAAGCAACAGCUGAGUUGAGUGACACCAGCUUGUCCCACAGAAACGAUCAAAGGCGACUGACUGUCCAAGCACCAUUCUUCGUGGAAGCAAGGAAGCAAUCGAAAGAGAAGGGACGUUGCCACAAUCCAAAUCACACAACCCAUCUCUCCACUCUCAACUACCUUUUUGUCCUAACUAAUAAACACUACUAAUAGCAACCAUGACACGAGGCCACAGUCCCCCAUCCAGUUUGACGAGCGAAGACAUUGUAUCGUUGGCCAUGGUCCGGCGCGACAUUUGGAAGAGUGCCAUGACGGGUUUUGUGGUGGGUGGAACGGGGAGUUUUCUCUUGCACAAGACGGCCGAGUACUUGUCGAAACAUCGCAGCAAAGUGCUGCCUCUGACAUUGACGCGCAAUACGGCAUUUGCGACCGUCAUGAUGGGUGCCUCGUUGGGAUCCUUUCUCGCGGCCACGACAACGGGCAAGAAUCAAGUCCAUCAUUUGCAUCCCAUUUUUCAACGGGGCAACACAAACGCCAACACUGUGCCGCUAGUAAAUGCCGUCGAUAUUUCCCCGGAAGAUGCGGAACGAUUGGAACGAGAACGAAAUCGCAUCAUGCGACGAGCGUCGCUGAAUCAAGCCAUUCGAGCACCGGGCCAUGGACUCAAUGAUUCGCAUGGAGGACAUUGGGUACAGGAUAGUACCACGCAAUUUCGAAAAGAGUAA
Messenger RNA from Seminavis robusta, 877 nucleotides. Lineage: Eukaryota; Bacillariophyta; Bacillariophyceae; Naviculales; Naviculaceae. The record is from the annotation of a GenBank genome assembly.